CCGUGCCCGACAAAACACAAACUAAACACAGCCACAACAAUCAUACUAAACACAACCACCACCACAAUCAAACUAAACACAAAACCACAAGAGAAAGAAACAUCCAUGCCUGGUCGGAUUUCUCGUAAGCUAUGCGGGGGCCUCAAAUACGCAAAUAUCGCCAACGCACUGUGCAAAGCCACAAAGGGGCCAAGCGCGCAACCUACGGAAGACAACGCCGCCACUGCUGCCUCGGAGCAGUCAGCUGAAGGCGGCGAAUUGUUCGUUUGCCUUGAGGGAGGGUUCCGUCCCGAUAAAAUCAUCGAGGAUCUGAAGGCGGGUUCCCAAAGAGGUACACAGAAAGUUCGUAUUGCUUCCGUCGAUGAUUAUCCAAUCGAUCUCUGGGACCAUUCAAAGAUUUCGUUUGUUUUCGAUGUCAUUGGGUCUUUGCCGGGGCUGGAAGAGAUUGUUAUAGGAGACUGUCCUGGCCUUCCUAUAACCUGCGUCACCAGGCUCCUGUUGAAGUCAUCAGCACGGCUCCGAAGGCUAAAGUUCGACGGGUGCAGCUUCCUGGCGACCCCGUUGGGGUCUUGGGAUGGAUCCUUCCGUCAGCUAAGCUGUCUCGAGUCCUUUGAAAUGACGGGCUGCUCUCAAAAAAGACUGGGCUCCAAAGAGCCUUUGCCUGGUCUGUCGUUGCUUUCAGAGCUCGCAUCCUUACCUUCCUUGAAACGGUUGGUCUUGGGUGGGGAAGUCGACCUGCCGGUUGGCACGCAAUCGGUAGACUUCGCUCAGUCCCUGGAGGGUGUGGAGUUGGGUUUCAAACUCCUUCCUGGUCCGUUGUUUCAGAACGCAAUCCGUGCUCUCAGGAAGCUGCCGUGCUUGCGAAGAUUGUCAUUUGAUAGAGUUUUCAUCGACAAAGCAGGAGAGCAAGCACUCGUGGAGUGGCUAUCGAGCAAUCCACCACUCCAACAGCUCAAAAUGGUCCCGCUCCAACACCGCGAUGGAAACACACGGGACCUGCACCAUGCACUCGCGGAUGCUCUUGUUCAAAAUACCCAUCUAAGGGAGUGUCUCGUGCUGGCCACCGGCUGCUUUCAGUUGCCUGUUCAGGUGCUGGAACGGUGGUUGUUCCUCGUGCAACACGAGAAUCGUGUGCUCGAACGAGUCCGUCUGGCCAAAACGUCUUUGAGAAUGCAAGUGCGGCAACUUGCAAUCAUGGAGAAACAGUCCCCUUGCUUUGAACUGGAGGAAGUUCACGUUGGUACAACCGCUGAGGAGGAUGAACGUCUUUUGGACUUGCAGAUUCGGAUUGCUUAUCAUCUUCGUCUCAACGCGUCGGGUCGACGACGGCUUUUGCGAGACUACGGUUUCGUUCCGAAAGAUGUCCUUGUGGAUGUGUUGGGCAACUGCUCCGACAAUGUCCCCUGUCUGUACUACUUCUUGAAGCUGAAUCCGGAAAUCGUUGAUGCGCAUUAAAUUAAAGAGUUGACACUUUGCUUUGCUAAAUCGUACCGAAUGUAUCCCUGUUUCCAACUUGGCUUAUGACAGAUCCGACUUCCUGUCGGACUGGCGGGGAAUGCGGGGAAUAUGACAGAUCCGACUUCCUGUCGGACUGGCGGGGAAUGCCUGGGCUCGAGGCUCGAGGGCGACAAGGCGACCGAUCAACCAAGAAAAAGGGUCACAAUCGUCAAUCUUCCAGACACAUACUAGUAUCCGAGCACUCUAGUACUGUACAACGAUAUUGUACGGUAGACGACUACCGGUAAGAUCUCGAGCCGAAAUACUCAAGCUGGAACGGGCACGAACACCAAAGAAGAUGAUCUUCAGGCAUCAUCAAUCAUCCUCAUUCCAGCUUCCACUCGCUAGCUA
Molecule: messenger RNA, 1848 nt
Organism: Seminavis robusta
Lineage: Eukaryota; Bacillariophyta; Bacillariophyceae; Naviculales; Naviculaceae
Source: the annotation of a GenBank genome assembly